Messenger RNA from Branchiostoma floridae (Florida lancelet), 2608 nucleotides. RefSeq lists its product as uncharacterized. NCBI's taxonomy places the organism in Eukaryota, Metazoa, Chordata, Leptocardii, Amphioxiformes, Branchiostomatidae. Bases 130 to 2244 code for a protein of 704 amino acids. The transcript is spliced from 11 exons. The record is from RefSeq and is a predicted model, not a curated record. Gene Ontology annotation, molecular function: calcium ion binding.
CACUGUCACUGUCACUAGGUCAAAGCGACCCAACCUUCCAUGAUCGUCUGAUUAUGACGUCAUAAGUGGCGGGUCGCUGGGCACCAGACUACAAGCUGCGACCUCACAUCUUCCAGCGAUGUAUCCGGGAUGUCGGUUUCCAGACUGGGCGUUCAGGGAGAGCCGCUAAGAAGGAGGACCAAAUCAGACAUCGGCGUUCAGAGACCAAAAUCCCAGUACCUACAGUUCCGAAGGAACGCACUUCAUCCCACUGAUUCCAACAGUUGUCAGUCCAGCGAUUCUGAACUCGACGCAGCGCACGGGCCUCCCUCCAAGUUCCAGCUCCGAAGACUGAGUUCGGCGCCUGGACUCGCGACCGGGCGGCUAGAGAGCGGCACUAACCAGAUCCGUAGCACACGGCAACUUACAGGUAUCAGAGCUUCCAACACUAAGUCCUCAAAAAACCCGAACGCUACUUUCGCAGUGCAUGACAUUGCCGAGGAAGAGGAAGACACUGAAGGUCAAAGAGCUGACUCAAACAACAACAUGAGUUCGAUGGAGGACGGCCCCACCAUCGUGUUGAACGAUGCCGAGGAGGCUGUGGUCACAGCUGGUGCUGACGUCACCGGUGGACCACAGAACGAAGAGUGUAGAAAGGUGUCCUUUGGGCACACACCGGAAGACUGCAAGUCCAAUCCAAAGCAAACAAAGUCUCCCCCGCCCGACAGUACUAACAACAACAACAACAGCAUCAGUAUGGACAGCGCCGGUGAGACCAAAAAUUUACGGAUAAAGUCCCCAAGUGAAGACCGGCGCAGAAGCACGUCCACUGAGAUCACGAUGGAGCAAAGAGAAGCGUUCAGGGAAGUUUUCGACCUGUUUGACCGCACGGGAGGGGGCACGUUUGACGCCGAGGAGCUGGAUGAAGCUCUCCGGUCCGUCAACAUCUGUCUGGACAAGGACGAACUCGUGGACGUUAUCUAUGGGCUAGACAAAGACGGAAAUGGCGAGAUUGACUUCGACGAGUUUCUGGCCCUGAUGACGAACACUGAGCGCUUCCUGGAGAGUCUAGCGGACGAGCACCAGGGAGUAGAUGGCGGGAGCAGCCAGAUUCUGGAGGAGAGGAGGCAGCGGAAAGAGCGAGAGGGUCUGCUGUUCCAGGCGCUCACGCAGUUCAUGAAGAAGUCGGCCAUCAUCGGUAUAGGGGAGAUUGUGGGGUAUUUCCGUACGAAGUACAACAAGGCGCCGCACGUGGUGCAGCACUACGCCGCCGGAGCCAGGCUCAUCGGACUCACGGAGAAGCAACUGCACAUGCGCCUGGAGGACCUUCACGCUAGCUCCAAAGAACAAGACUCGGCCAGCCCCUACGCACAGCCCCUGAACUACAAGUUCUGGUGGCCCACCCUGGAGAAGAAGAGAAAGAAAACGAAAGAAAAGCGCAGCCACAGGAGAAUCCAUCUCGUCAAGUUCAUCAAAGACGAAAAUCACCACAACGGGCAGGGCAGGAAAGAACUGGCUCAAACCAAGUCGCUGAGCGACCGGCGGCGAGGUAAGGUGGGUUGGCAGAGCCCGCGGGUCCGACACACCGAGCUGAAGCUGCCCAUGAUGGCGCUGGUCAAACAACAGGAGGACAAGCUCAAGCGGGACCAGCACCUCACCUUCGACGACUUGCCGCUUCUAAGGAAAAACGUCACCAAUGCCACGAAGAGCUACUACAACAUGCUGUGGUACGCUCGCACCAAGGAGUCUAAACGUCACUGGGAGAUUCUCGACACAAACAGCAUUCAGUCAAAGGUCCUUCGAGAUCAGUUCGCAAAAACGUACGAGAUCUACUCUUCUCCUGAGUACUCCCGCCUGACGACGGGCAUCAGCACCCACCACAUGUCCACGCACAGGAGGCGGGGCGACAGUAGGGCGUGGAGCGAGGACACCGAGAGUGAAAGAAAAGCCAGCAGUAUAGUCUACGCUUCGAGGAGGGAUAGCAACUUCCUAGGCACGUCAAGAGAGCGCGCUCUGAAGCCGAAGGGUAGUACAGCUUCGAGUGAAACGGCGAACCUCCCGCCAGUGACGGAAGACCGUCGGCUCAGCGAGGGCGUCGACGGAGGCUCUGGGCGUAGUGCUGGUACCUCGGAAAGCCGUCGGAAGAGCUCGGAUAUGUCCGGUGGUAGUCGGCUUUCCGGUACCACCCCAGGCACCGACCGGCGGCUGAGCGCAGUUCGGAAGGAAACUGGCGGAAUUUUACCAACUCUAGCCGAGGACAGGUGAACUGGUGCAAGCCGUUCAUUGUAGCCUCAUAAUAACCAACAGCUUGCUUGUGACACAGAUUUGUGGAGAAUCAGUGUAAUAAGAUGUACACCGAUCUCCAUAUUUAAAAGAAACCAUCAGCUUCGGCAUAUUUGCACGUUUCUUUUCAACCAUGGAAGGAACACAAAUAGAUUACAAGCUUUGUAAUGUGAUAUUAUUGUAAGUAUCAUGAAAAAUGUGAAAUAGGUACUAAAACAGCCAUAAACUACAAAAAUCACACGUUUUGCAACAUUUUUAUUUCUCCUUUUUCACACCACCUACGUCUGUAUGUUAUACACUGUUUAGAAAAAAAGAAACCUUUAAAUAAAGCCAAAGUCACAUGUAU